UCCCAUCACGACGAUCUCUUGAUUCCCUUCAUCCUUCCUUCUUCGCCUCUUUCUUAUAUUAAUACCAGUGCUGUGCGCCCGCCAUGGAAGGCGACGUGGUAGCGCAGUUCACUGAAAUCACCGGCUCAAAGCCAGAGCUGGCUACCCAAUAUCUGCAGCUGACUGAUUUCAACAUCGAACAGGCUGUACAGCUUUUCUUCGAGAAUGGCGGUGCGCCACUGACUGAUGAUCCCUUACCGUCUGCCUCCACGCCGCAGCAAGCUUCUCAUGCUGGCGGCUAUGGAAACGAGUCCGGGGUGGUCAAUAUCGACUCCGAUGACGACGUCACAAUAGAUGAGUCUCGCUCUGCGCCUCGGAACCACGGCGCUAUGUUCGAAGACGAUGCCGCCAUGGCCCGUCGCCUCCAAGAAGAGAUGUACGGCGGAGGAGAUGCCGAAGAGAACGUGCGUGCGCCGAUGGCCCGUACAACAGAAACCUUGGUGGGGCCUGAAGCGGACUUUGAUGAUGGCGAUAUGCAUGCCAGCAUAUUGGGUCAACUGCGCGCGCGCCAACAGCGAAACAACCGGCCGGGCAUCUUCAACCAGCGAGACACAUCGAUAUGGUCUGGAGAGGACGACACCUCGGAACGUGAACGGUUGGCUGCAGCGACUGGAGGAGCUUCCGAGGCCUCGAAUAAGUCUAACAUGUUAGCUGAGAUGUACCGCCCGCCUUUCGAGAUCAUGUCCAGGCUUCCGUGGGAUGUCGCUCGUCAGGAAGGUCGUGACAAUGAGAAGUGGUUGAUGGUCAAUAUCCAGGACCCUUCAGUCUUUGAUUGCCAGGUUCUGAACAGAGACCUCUGGAAGGAUGCGGGCGUGAGAGACACCGUUAAGGAGCAUUUUAUCUUCAUGCAAUAUUCCAAGGACGACCCUCGCGCGGGACCGUAUCUGCAGUACUACUUUCAGGCCAGCGACGUCUCAGAUAAUUAUCCCCACAUCGCGAUUGUCGACCCCCGGACUGGAGAACAGAUGAAGGUCUGGUCGGGUCCUCCCGUGAUCAAGGCGUCGGACUUUUUGAUGCAAGUCCACGAGUUCCUCGACAGAUACAGUCUGAAGCACAACGUGAGAAAUCCCGUGGCGAAGAGGAAGCCGGAGAAGAAGGAAAAGAGUAUCGAUGCAAUGACUGAAGAAGAGAUGAUGGAGAUGGCAAUGAGAAACAGCCUAGGGGAUGAGGCGUCGCAAGGUCCGAAGGUGGAGGACCCCGACGAUCUCACACGCAGCACUGAUGAUGUGAAGGGCAAGGGACGGGCUGAAGACGUUGGGAUGGAAGAGGCCGAACAACCUGAACAGAGCGUCUUCUUGUCCAUCCCGGACAAUCGACCCCACACAGAGCCCCCCGCCGAUCCUGCCACAACCACGCGCAUUCAGUUCCGACACCCAUCGGGGCGAGUGAUUCGACGUUUUGCUUUGACGGAUCCUGUCCAGCGGAUCUACGAAUGGCUCAAGGCUGAUCCGCCCUUGGAGGAUAAAGCCGGUGUGGAGUUUGAGCUGAAUGCCAUGGGCCGCAAUCUGAUUGACUCGCUGGAUCAAACCGUCGCCGAUGCUGGACUGAAGAAUGGUACGGUCAUGAUAGGGUAUGUCGAGGAAUAGACUGCAUUGGGACAUGGCACUUGAGGAGAGACUCGGAAGGUCCAGGACGGAGGCCUAAGGAGCUGUCAGGACUGGCGCCUGUUGCUCUUCGGGCCAAAUUGCUGCUCUGGGGAUGGAUGCCUUUGUUUAACACGGAUGA
Messenger RNA from Aspergillus piperis CBS 112811, 1764 nucleotides. Its product is annotated as DNA-protein crosslink repair co-factor UBX5. The coding region runs from base 84 to 1625 and encodes 513 amino acids. Gene Ontology annotation, cellular component: nucleus. The transcript has 2 exons. Lineage: Eukaryota; Fungi; Ascomycota; Eurotiomycetes; Eurotiales; Aspergillaceae. The record is from RefSeq and is a predicted model, not a curated record. Gene Ontology annotation, biological process: proteasome-mediated ubiquitin-dependent protein catabolic process. Gene Ontology annotation, molecular function: ubiquitin binding.